UAACCUACACACCUUGUAUCCCACACCACUGGGCUAUACACUAGUCGCACUCUUUUUCUCUUCCUUGCUCAUUUUCAUUUGUAAUUUUUUUUGCCAGCAAUAUGCGCCAAAUAGCACUCGUAAUAUGCUUUGUGCUGCUACACUCUGUGUUUGCUGCCAGAGUUGUUCUCAACUGGGAUAUCACAGAAGUACACAUGGACAGAGUCGGGUCUGGCGUCAGGCGCUCGAUCGGUGUCAACAACUCCGCAGUGAUUCCGCCUAUCCUGGCGACCUUAAAUGACAUGCUUGUUAUCAAUGUCAAAAACUCGCUGGACGAGGGGACAUCUCUGCACAUACAUGGGUACAUAUACAAUGGCACCAGCUAUUUCGACGGCGCGCAGAUGGUUUGCGGCUGCAGCAUCGCACCAAAGAGCACAUUUACCUACGAAAUCCCAAUGGAGCAGGCAGGCACGUUCUGGAUUCACGGCCACUCAAACCACCACAAUGUCGAGGGGCUGCGGGCACCGCUGGUAGUGCAGAGCCCGGUCGAUCCGUAUUCUGGCCGAAAAGAGCUACUGGUUGCCUUUGAGGACUGGUUUGCAGCGCCCGUGGCCAUGCGUGCUAACGCGACAUUCGCCAAGCUGAACCCAAAAGCCACAGACUUCCCAGACGGAAUCAUCAACGGCGCCGACGCGCGGCAAGCAGGCAAGCUCCGGCUCGCACCGGGCCAGGAGUACCGCCUCCGCCUCGUCAACAUGGCAUCAGCCAUGUGGUUUGAUUUUGCCAUUGACGGACACGACAUGCUGGUGAUCGAGGUUGAUGGGGUAUUGACAGAAGCCGCCCCUGUGCGCUCCGUGCAGCUGGCUCCGGCGCAGCGUGUAUCAGUGCUGAUCCGGGCCAAGCCCACGGCUGCAUGGAACUACAGAUACAGGGUCAAGAUGUACUCGCUGCCAGAGUGCGCCAACACGCGCUACUACAGCGGCCGUGUGGAAUACGCUGCUAUCGCCCCAGUGUUUACUGGACCUUCCGCCAAUGCACCGGAAUUCAGCGAUAUUCAUUUGGUGCCGCUUAUCCGCGAGCCGCUUAUUGUGCCCGAGCGCUCUGUACGACUGGAGGUCGGGGCUGGCAUGUUCUCCAAUGGGCUCACGAUGCAUUUUAUAAACAAUGUUACCUAUGCAUUGCCCAAGGUUCCCUCGCUGUACACCGCGCUAACCACCGGCACCCUAGCGCGGGACCCGCGCGUCUACGGCCCGCAAUCAAACGCCCUGGUGCUGCGUAGCUUUGAGAGGAUUGAGCUCUACAUGGUGAACUACGGGCCGCUGGCGCAUCCGAUGCAUCUCCAUGGGCACGCGUUCCAGGUCGUCGAGUACGGCUUCACCAAUGGCACAAGGGCUGUUGAGCGGCCAAGGUCGCCGUGGCCGAUGCGGCGAGACACGGUCACGCUGGGACCAUUCCAGUAUGUGGCGAUCCGGUUCCAGGCUGACAACCCGGGCAUGUGGGUCCUGCAUUGCCACAACGACCGCGACCACUACGGCGGCAUGAGCAUGCUGAUAGCCGAGGCACCUGAAGUAUUGCAGCUGACCCCGGACAUGCCGCCAUCGAUUAGCAACCAGUGCACAAGCCAGGGGAUCAAGAUCGCUGGCAAUGCGGCCGGUAACGAUGGCCUUGAUAUGCGUGGUUUGCCCCCCGCUCCUGUUCUCAUACACCCUGUAUCACAUUGACAUAAACAGCCCCAGGCGCCCAAUAUA
This is a messenger RNA of Linderina pennispora, 1727 nucleotides long. RefSeq lists its product as uncharacterized. The transcript has a single exon. NCBI's taxonomy places the organism in Eukaryota, Fungi, Kickxellomycota, Kickxellomycetes, Kickxellales, Kickxellaceae. The record is from RefSeq and is a predicted model, not a curated record. Bases 102 to 1700 code for a protein of 532 amino acids. Gene Ontology annotation, molecular function: oxidoreductase activity; copper ion binding.